AUGGGCAGUCUGAUUAGCAAAGUGAAGAUAUGCCUUUCUGCAUGGUAUCCUGUGAGGGCUCGUGUUCUCCUCCUUGGUCUUGAUCACUCUGGCAAAACCACCACCCUUUAUCAACUAAAGCUGAAGGAGAAAGUUGCCACUAUCUCAACUGUUGGAUUUAAUGUGGAGACUCUGGACCCUAUCAAUGGAGUUUCUUUCACCGUGUGGGAUGUUAGCCUAAAUGCUGAAACAUGGCCUUUCUACAAGCAUUAUUUUGCAAAUACACAAGGUAUGAUGUUUGUGGUGGACUGCAAGGAUGGAGAAAGACACAGAGAUGCCAAACAACUUUUGCAUAUGGUCUUAGGAGAGACUGACAUGGAAGGUGUCCCAUUUAUUAUACUUGCCAACAAGCAAGAUCUGCAAAAUACAAAACAACCAUCUGACCUGGCAAUGGAAUUGGAACCGGAUAAGUGGACUGGAAAUGCCUGGGAAAUAUUUGGAUGUUCUGCCAUUUCUGGUGAUGGACUACAGGAAGCCUUAAGUACACUCUCUGUUAUGAUUAAGAAACGUGGAAUUACUAUGUCCUAA
Molecule: messenger RNA, 567 nt
Organism: Staurois parvus
Lineage: Eukaryota; Metazoa; Chordata; Amphibia; Anura; Ranidae
Source: the annotation of a GenBank genome assembly